Vitis vinifera (wine grape) is the source of this 3846-nucleotide messenger RNA. Its product is annotated as putative disease resistance RPP13-like protein 1. The record is from RefSeq and is a predicted model, not a curated record. Gene Ontology annotation, molecular function: ADP binding. NCBI's taxonomy places the organism in Eukaryota, Viridiplantae, Streptophyta, Magnoliopsida, Vitales, Vitaceae. The coding region runs from base 1 to 3846 and encodes 1281 amino acids. The transcript is spliced from 2 exons. Gene Ontology annotation, biological process: defense response to other organism.
AUGGCUGGUUUUGUUGGAGAAGCCGUUUUGUCUGGGUUCAUUCAGAAGUUGGUCGACAUGGUCGCCUCGCCGGAGCUGUGGAAGUACGCACGUGAAGAGCAAGUGGAUUCUGAACUGAACGAGUGGAAGAAAAUAUUGAUGAAGAUCUACGCAGUGCUCCAUGACGCGGAGGACAAGCAGAUGACAAACCCCCUGGUGAAGAUGUGGCUACACGACCUCAGAGACUUGGCUUAUGAUCUGGAGGACAUCUUGGACGACUUCGCCACCCAAGCUUUGCGACGCAACUUGAUCGUGGCUCAACCCCAACCGCCCACUGGUACCGUUCGGAGCAUUUUAUCUUAUGUGUCUACUAGUCUCACUUUGAGUGCUGCUUGGUCCAAUUUAAGUAUGGGUUCCAAGAUAGAGGAGAUCACUGCCAGAUUGCAAGAUAUUUCAGCCCAAAAAAAGCACCUGGAUUUAAGAGAUGUUUCUGCUGGUUGGUCUGGUAGAAAGAGACUACGGAGACUGCCAUCCACUUCUUUGGUGAUUGAAUCUCGUAUUUAUGGCAGGGAGACAGAUAAAGCUGCCAUACUUGCCAUGCUGCUCAAGGACGAUCCAAGUGAUGAUGAAGUCUGCGUGAUCCCUAUCGUCGGCAUGGGAGGUAUAGGCAAAACUACUCUUGCUCAACUUGCGUUUAAUGACGAUAAAGUGAAGGAUCAUUUUGAUUUGCGAGCUUGGGUCUGUGUUUCCGAUGAUUUUGAUGUUUUGAGGGUGACCAAAACUAUUCUGCAAUCACUUUCUCCACAUACACGUUAUGCCAACAAUCUUAAUUUGCUUCAGAUUGAGCUCAGGGAGAAACUUUACCGGAAGAAAUUUCUUCUUAUCUUGGACGACGUUUGGAAUGAGAAUUUUGAUGAAUGGGAUAUUUUGUGCAUGCCGAUGAGAGCCGGAGCGUCAGGUAGUAAGCUUAUUGUCACAACCCGUAAUAAAGGGGUUGUAUCUGUUACCGGAACUUGUUCAGCUUAUCCCCUUCAGGAGUUAUCAUAUGAUGAUUGUCUAUCUUUAUUCACCCGACAAGCAUUAGGGGCAAGAAACUUUGAUGCUUAUCCACACCUGAAAGAAGUUGGAGAGGAGAUAGUCAGAAGGUGCAAAGGCUUGCCUUUGGCAGCAAAGGCGCUUGGUGGCAUGUUGCGCAAUCAACUAAAUCGCAGAGCAUGGGAAGAUAUAUUAACAAGCAAGAUAUGGGAUCUCCCGGAGGAGAAAAGUCAUAUUCUUCCGGCUCUCAAGCUAAGCUACCAUCAUCUUCCUUCUCAUUUGAAGCGGUGUUUUGCUUAUUGCUCGAUAUUUCCAAAAGACUAUGAAUUCCACAAAGAUGAAUUAAUCCUAUUAUGGAUGGCAGAAGGUUUUCUGCAACAAACAAAGGGAGACAACCAGCCUGAGAAGUUAGGUUGUGAGUACUUUGAUGAUUUAUUCUCAAGGUCAUUUUUUCAACAGUCAACUCAAAAUUCAUCCCAAUUUUUAAUGCAUGAUCUUAUUAACGAUCUAGCUCAAUCUAUUUCCGGAGACAUAUGCUAUAAUUUUGAUGAUGAGUUAGAGAAUAAUAAGCAAUCCACGGCUGUUUCAGAGAAGGCUCGUCAUUUGUCAUUCAAUCGUCAACGUUACGAGAUGAUGAGAAAAUUCGAAGCGUUUCAUAAGGCUAAGUGUUUGCGGACGUUACCCGAUUCAGUGGGUCAUCUUUAUAAUUUGCAAACACUGAUAUUACGCAAUUGCUAUAGACUUGUUGAGUUGCCUAUGGGAAUUGGAGGCCUCAUCAACCUUCGACAUGUUGAUAUUUCUGGUGCAGUUCAACUACAGGAGAUGCCCCCUCAAAUGGGAAACUUAACCAAUUUGCAAACAUUAUCCGACUUUAUUGUGGGCAAAGGUAGCAGGUCGGGUGUCAAAGAAUUAAAGAAUUUGCUGGGUCUCCAAGGAAAGCUUUCUAUUUCAGGGUUGCAUAAUGUGGUAGAUAUUCAAGAUGCAAGGAGUGUUAAUUUACAGAAGAAGCAGAACAUCAAAGAGUUAACACUGAAAUGGAGCAGUGAUUUUGGUGAAUCAAGAAAUAAAAUGAAUGAGAGGCUUGUUUUAGAGUGGCUACAACCUCAUAGAAAUCUGGAAAAGCUCACCAUUGCAUUCUAUGGUGGACCAAACUUUCCAAGUUGGAUAAAGAAUCCCUCAUUCCCUUUAAUGACACACUUGGUUCUCAAGAAUUGCAAGAUAUGCACAUCGUUACCGGCUCUCGGCCAAUUAUCCUUACUCAAAAACUUGCAUAUCGAAGGGAUGAGUGAAGUUAGAACCAUAGAUGAGGACUUUUAUGGAGGGAUUGUCAAGUCUUUUCCAUCCUUGGAGUUUCUGAAGUUUGAAAAUAUGCCAACAUGGAAAGAUUGGUUUUUUCCAGAUGCAGAUGAACAAGUGGGACCAUUUCCAUUCCUUCGAGAACUUACAAUAAGGAGAUGCUCAAAGCUAGGUAUACAGUUGCCUGAUUGCCUACCUUCUCUGGUUAAACUUGAUAUCUUUGGGUGUCCAAAUUUGAAAGUUCCCUUUUCAGGAUUUGCAUCUCUUGGUGAAUUAAGUUUAGAAGAAUGUGAAGGGGUGGUGUUCAGAAGUGGGGUUGGUAGUUGUCUUGAAACAUUAGCUAUUGGACGGUGUCACUGGCUUGUAACGUUGGAGGAGCAAAUGCUACCUUGCAAACUUAAAAUUUUGAAAAUACAAGACUGUGCUAACCUGGAGGAGCUGCCAAACGGAUUGCAAAGUCUCAUAUCUCUCCAAGAGUUGAAAUUAGAGAGGUGCCCCAAACUGAUUUCAUUUCCAGAGGCCGCUUUGUCACCCUUGCUCAGAUCUCUGGUGCUGCAGAACUGCCCAUCUCUCAUAUGCUUUCCAAAUGGUGAGCUGCCCACCACGCUCAAGCAUAUGAGGGUUGAAGAUUGUGAAAAUUUGGAGUCUCUACCAGAGGGAAUGAUGCACCACAAGUCCUCUUCCACUGUAAGCAAAAACACUUGUUGCCUUGAAAAAUUGUGGAUAAAGAAUUGUGCCUCUCUCAAGUUCUUUCCGACAGGAGAGUUACCCUCCACCCUUGAGCUCCUUUGUAUUUGGGGAUGCGCAAACUUGGAGUCAAUAUCAGAGAAAAUGUUACCCAAUGGCACAGCUCUUGAAUAUUUAGACAUAAGGGGCUAUCCAAAUCUGAAAAUCCUACCAGAAUGCCUUACAAGCCUCAAGGAGCUCCACAUAGACGAUUGUGGAGGUCAGGAGUGUUUUCCAAAAAGAGGGUUGUCAACCCCCAACCUCAUGCACCUUCGUAUUUGGAGAUGUGUGAAUCUCAGGUCCCUUCCACAGCAAAUGAAAAACCUCACAUCUGUUCACACUCUCAGCAUAUGGGGUUGUCCAGGAGUGGAAUCCUUUCCAGAAGGGGGUUUGCCCCCCAAUCUAACAUCACUUUACGUUGGAUUGUGUCAGAAUCUGAAAACACCCAUAUCUGAAUGGGGACUCCUUACCCUCACCUCUCUUUCUGAAUUGUCCAUUUGUGGAGUGUUUCCCAAUAUGGCUUCUUUUUCGGAUGAAGAGUGUCUGCUUCCUCCAUCUCUGACCUAUCUUUUCAUCAGUGAACUGGAAUCUUUAACCUCCCUGGCUCUCCAAAAUCCGAUGUCUCUUACUGAACUAGGUAUUGAGUGUUGCUGCAAGCUCAGUUCCUUGGAGUUGCCUGCAACACUUGGAAGACUUGAAAUCACUGGUUGUCCUAUUAUAAAAGAAAGCUGCUUAAAGGAGAAGGGAGGAUACUGGCCCAACUUCUCCCACAUCCCCUGCAUUCAAAUAGAUGGCUCAUACAUCCAUUGA